AUAUAUUUUCUUCUUUCUCUUCCUUCUUUCCUCCACUUGCUCUUCGAUUUUCUCGCCAUCCAAUCUUUCCAAAGCUCAAAACCUCUUUUACCUCACCAACAUUGCUAAAAGUUUUGAACUUUCCACAUUGUGAUACUUCCAAAGCAACCCCAUCAAGCAAACAAGAGAUCCCAACCCAGAACAUAAAUCUUAUCGAUUCUCAGAUACCCAUUGAGCUUUUCUCCUGUUAACUGCAGAUUUACUUCAUUCGCAUUUCGCUUAAGCUAAUUCGAAGCAUUCAUAAUGAUCUCUUCAAUCAAGUACACGACACCUUCACUGAGCUGCUCUGCAUUCUCAACAAGCAGAAAGCUUUCUGUUCCAAGGCCUCAUCUUUACACACUACCUGUUAUUCAGAAUGCCCAGCAAAACCCAGAAACUGAACUCUCCAUCUCUACCCAAAAACCCCUUUACAUUUCAUCGACUAAGAGCUUCACAUUUCUGGCAAAUCCUAGAAGGAGGGUUACAGAAUGCCAAGCCUAUGAGGCAGAGAGGUCGCGACCCAUUGAGAUUAACAUCGAACUGCCUGAUGAACAGGCUCAGAUGGAGGCUGCUCAGAAGCUCAAGAUUGGCUUGUACUUCGCCACUUGGUGGGCUUUGAAUGUUGUGUUCAAUAUUUACAAUAAGAAGGUUCUCAACGCGUUUCCUUACCCAUGGCUUACUUCCACUCUGUCUCUGGCCGCUGGUUCUCUUAUGAUGUUGAUCUCAUGGACCACAAGGAUUGCGGAAGCCCCCAAAGUUGAUUUGAAUUUUUGGAAGGCCCUGCUUCCGGUGGCUGUGGCCCACACAAUUGGGCAUGUUGCAGCAACUGUGAGUAUGUCAAAAGUUGCAGUUUCAUUCACCCACAUCAUCAAGAGUGGAGAGCCAGCUUUCAGUGUCUUGGUCUCUAGGCUCUUGCUUGGAGAGGCAUUCCCUUUGCCAGUUUACAUGUCUCUGAUUCCAAUUAUUGGUGGUUGUGCACUUGCUGCAGUCACUGAACUUAACUUCAACAUGACUGGUUUUAUGGGCGCUAUGGUAUCAAAUUUGGCAUUUGUGUUCCGAAACAUAUUCUCAAAGAAGGGAAUGAAGGGGAUGUCAGUUAGCGGAAUGAACUACUAUGCUUGCCUUUCAAUGAUGUCUCUAUUGAUUCUCACACCUUUUGCCAUUGCUGUGGAAGGUCCCAAAAUGUGGGCUGCUGGCUGGCAAACGGCUGUGUCUCAGAUUGGUCCCAAUUUCGUUUGGUGGGUGGUUGCCCAGAGUGUCUUCUACCACUUGUACAAUCAAGUGUCUUACAUGUCUCUUGAUCAAAUAUCUCCCUUGACAUUCAGUGUUGGGAACACAAUGAAGAGAAUCUCCGUGAUUGUCUCUUCCAUCCUUAUCUUCCACACUCCAGUUCAACCUGUCAACGCCCUUGGGGCUGCCAUUGCAAUUCUGGGCACCUUCCUCUAUUCACAGGCUAAGCAGUAAACUGAAGCUGCCAUGUGACACAGGAGAUGAAGAGAGUGGUUUAAGCUGGAAGUGUCAAUGAUCACAAUUGAAGUUGAAGAAGAAGAAUUAUUGCGGUCAAUGGGACUUUUAUGCCAAUUUCACUAAUCUUGGGAGGCGAUAGUUAGAAUUUAUAAUCACGCUUUGAGUCUGGUUGCCACUGUAGAUGAUCUUCCUUCCUUUUUCUUCUUUCUUUCUGCAAUCUAAAGGCUGAGCGAGAUGUACUUGAAUGGAAUAACAAUGAUGUUUCAGACAUUUUGAGGCUUGAAAGUUCAUGAAUGACAAAAUCACUGCUAUUUUUUGACCU
Molecule: messenger RNA, 1807 nt
Organism: Neltuma alba
Lineage: Eukaryota; Viridiplantae; Streptophyta; Magnoliopsida; Fabales; Fabaceae
Product: glucose-6-phosphate/phosphate translocator 2, chloroplastic-like
Exons: 5
Coding region: 283-1482 (399 amino acids)
Biological process (GO): transmembrane transport
Cellular component (GO): membrane
Molecular function (GO): transmembrane transporter activity
Source: RefSeq, a predicted model, not a curated record